This is a messenger RNA of Leptidea sinapis, 4214 nucleotides long. RefSeq names its product protein arginine N-methyltransferase 7 (gene Art7). The transcript is spliced from 9 exons. Gene Ontology annotation, molecular function: protein-arginine omega-N monomethyltransferase activity. Bases 132 to 2282 code for a protein of 716 amino acids. Gene Ontology annotation, biological process: peptidyl-arginine methylation. The record is from RefSeq and is a predicted model, not a curated record. NCBI's taxonomy places the organism in Eukaryota, Metazoa, Arthropoda, Insecta, Lepidoptera, Pieridae.
UUUUAUUGUUUUGGGUUAGGUUGUGAUUUUGUGAAAUGUGAAUUAAGAUUUGAAAUUAUUUUAUACUGCUCGAAUAGUAUUUAUUAUUUGUUUUUGUUUAUGAUACAAUACAUCUAUGAGAUAGUAUAUACAUGUACAGUAUUAUACCUAGAUUGAAUAUUAGCUUUUUAGUUUUGACCGCAAAAAAAAGUGUUUUUAGUGUACUAAAUACCAUAGAGUUAAACAAAAUGCAAGUUUUCACUCAAAAGCGAAACCCAAUAACUGGUAGCACGGAAUGGGAUGUUCAACAUGAAGAUUAUGACUAUCACCAAGAGAUAGCACGAUCAGCUUUCGCUGAUAUGUUGCACGAUACUGAGAGAAACAAGAAGUAUCAUAGAGCAUUACAGCUUGCUAUAGAAAAAAUGCAUAGAAAUGGAAAAAAAGCCAAUGUCUUGGAUAUAGGAACAGGAACAGGAUUGUUGUCAAUAAUGGCAGUAAAGUGUGGAGCAGACUCUGUAACAGCCUGUGAAGCAUUUAAGCCUAUGGCGGAUUGUUGCGUUAAAAUUCUUCAGCGGAAUGGUGUAGCUGAUAAAAUAAAAAUAAUACCAAAAAGAUCAACUGACUUGAUUGUUGGUGAUGAUGGCGAUAUGCCAGAGAGAGCAAAUAUUCUGGUCACAGAAGUGUUUGACACUGAGCUCAUUGGAGAAGGAGCACUAUCAACAUUUGAUCACGCACAUAAACACCUAUUAGAGGAAGACUGUAUUGUUGUGCCAGAUUCAGCAGUAAUCUAUGCUCAGGUUGUGGAGUGUCCGAUGUUACAAAAAUGGAACAAGUUGAAUGACCUAGUUGAUGAGGAUCUAAAUCUUAUUUUGCGAACACCAGAGAGUAUAAAAAAUUGCGCUGGCUCUGCUGCUGUCCAUGAUAUACAACUUUCACAGAUUCCUCGGAACUCGUUUGUAGAAAUAUCCGAACAAAUCCCAGUGUUCUAUUAUGACUGGUCGGGAAAAUCCGCCAUUGACAUGAAAAAGACCAUUAAGCAGAAGUUUACAGUCACAGCUACUGGGAAGGCGCAGGCUGUUUUUAUGUGGUGGGAACUCAAUAUGGAUACUGAAGGGAUUGUACUUAGUUGUGCUCCUUGGUGGAGUCACCCCGAUGCUGAUCUAAGUUCAGAGCGACCUCAAGACACAAUACCCUGGCGUGACCAUUGGAUGCAAGCAGUAUAUUAUUUACCUCAAGAACUUCCAGUACAGAAAAAUAAAGAAGUAACAUUAAUAGCCUGCCAAGAUGAAUACUCCCUAUGGUUUUAUGUAGAGGAUGAUGAAAGUACAAAAUGUCAAUACUUCCAACGUCCAAUAUGUGAAUGUGGUGUUCACAUGGCCUUAUCUAGGACUCACUUAUCAUAUUUAAAUGAUGGCAGACGAAGUAAGAAGCUAUUGCAACAAUUGAAAAAUGACUUAGUAAAGGAUGCUGUUGUUUUAGAUGUAAAUGGAGGUAGUUUUAUGGGAUUAGCUGCUGCAAAGUUGGGAGCGAAGAGUGUUUAUAUAUUAGAAGAUAUGCCUUUAAACGUUGGUAUACUAGAAAAUUACAUAAAGGAAAAUGCUAUUGAUAAUGUGAAAAUACUAUCGGAACCGUCGGAGGAAAUAUUGGCAGAAAUAACAAAUGUUGUGUGUGAUCCAAAUUUUGUUAGUGCAAUAUUGCCGUGGGAGAAUUUGAAGGUCGCCUAUCUCUUGCAUAGAUAUAGGAAUAAUUUAAAACAAUCAGUCACAAUCAUGCCAGACUCCUGUGAGUUCUGGGCAAUGCCGGUCCAGUUUGAUAAUCUACACAAAAUAAGAGUGCCACUUAAUAGAUGUGAGGGGAUUGAUAUGACUAUAUUUGAUAAGUUGGUUGAGAAUUCACGGAUAAUAAGCGACGCCGACAUAGAAGCUCAGCCACUGUGGGAGUAUCCAUGUAAAUGCAGAGGAGAAGCGAGAAAAAUAUUGGAUAUUGAUCUAAAUAACUUACAACCGACAUAUGCAGCAGAUGGUGUCAACACUGUAAGUGAUGUAGUGGAGGACAGUCAUCAUUACGUGAACGGAUUCGCUAUCUGGAUCACCUGGAUAGUUGGUGGAAAACAGAUGAGUGCAGGGCCCACUGUGUGGCCUGCCGUGGGACAAAACGUAGACUGGGACAUGCACACGAGACAAGCUGUCCAAAUAUUGAAAAAACCCAGAAAUGUUUCAUGCUCCGACAAAUGGUGCUUCCAAGUGGCAUGCGACUUAGAAAAAGGAGUGUUCAAUUUAGUACUGGACUUUGUCACUGAUUAAUUACACAAUAAUAUACAGUAUCCGGUAUAAGAUAAUGCACAUCGAGGUUCGGAAAGAGUUGGAGAGUAGCAGUUUAGUAGUGUUGUUUCUUUUACUCCGCACCUAUAUUUAGGAGUUUCCACGUUGAGUCGUUAAGGCGGGUUUUCACUAUCCGAGUACACUCGGUUAUCUACUCGGACACUACUCGUAUAGUAUUAACACGUAUGGCGGUAGUUUUGAAGUUCAAUAAGUGAUUUUAAACCCUACUCUGAUUAGUAAUAUUUGAAUUUGAAUAUUUGACAACUACGAGUAUACUAUCUUGUGCGAGUGUCCUCCGACGGUGAAAACCCCGCUUUAUGAUUUCUGGAACUUUCUAUGUUUCGUGAGAAGUGGCAAUGCGUGACCCAUUUUUAUUUGUGAAUAUGUGCGUUACCUAGUGGUUUAAUAUUCAAAAUACUUAGCCCCGAUUUCAUAGACCAUUGAAGUAGAUCGCGGUUAGCACACUUUGAAGUAAGCUUACGACUAUAAACGAUAUUAAAGAUCUAAUUCUUAUUUUACAAAUACAAACUAAACGCAGUUAUAGCCUAAACGCGUUUAAAUGCUGACCGUCGAAUUUUGGACUUUAAACAUAUUUGCUCGCGUUCAAGAGCUGUCAGUCAAACAUUCACAUUUAACAAUUUUGAUUUAUCGAUGACAGUUUUGACAGGUGUUUGAAACAUUCUAUAUGACACGUAAACUUAGUUUACGUCAACACGCUCAAGAGAUAUUGUGAAAACUUUUUGUGUUUAAUUGAGAUUAAGAUUUCAGUUGAACUCGUUUAAGUAAAACUGAGUUUUAUUAAACUCAGUUUGAAGGGUCAUUGGUGAAUUCGGGGCUUGGGAGCUAAUGCGAUUGACGACCGACGACUGAUUUGAUGCGCAUGAUUGAUUUGAGUACUCAUAUAGCCGAAUGGUUAGUGACCCUGACAACUAAGCUAGAGGUCCCAGGUUCGAAUCCCGGUAGGUGCAAACAUUUACAUGAUAAAUAUGGAUUUUUUUUAAAUAAGGGACGAGACGAGCAUGACGUUCAGCUGAUGGAAUUUGAUACGCCUUGCCCAUUACAUUGCAGUGCCAGUUGCCAGCAGUUACAUUCAGACCGAAACACGAUAAUGUUUACACAUUACUGAGUUUCGUCUAAGUGUGUCAAUAUUAUUAUAUUAUAAAAAAUGCCAAGCGUGGCUGACUUUUUACGACUUGUCAAACAAUCGAUUACAGUAACAAUAGAUUCUUCGUUCGACAUGUUCUUCUCUGGCGCACGCGUUGUUUGCACACUCAGUAUAUUAAAUGUCUAUGUCUCUUUCGUUCCAUAGCUUUAUUUCUAUGUAUUUCAUUCACUAACCUCUUAUAUAUACCACUAGACUGGCGGCUGUCAAAGUGCUUUUGUGCCUGUUUGAUAUUCGCCCUUUUGGCGCUGUUGGCUAUAGCGAGAGUCUGCGGUACUAAAACUAGCGAUGACAACCCCAGCAAACAUCGAUAUAUGGUGGGAAUUUUUACUAAAAAUAUGUGUACUAUGUUACCUUGAUUCUUGAAGUAUUAAUAACACGGACAACGAACGAGAUUAAUUCCAAAUGCAAAAAUACUUCAGUGUUUUGUACGUUCCUUUGCAGCCAUUUGUAUUAGACGUCAAAAUUAGUUCUCUGGACACUCGCGAGUGGCGCUUCAAAUAGACACAAAAGAUUUGCUGUCAAACAUUAAGAAAAGGCUGUCCAGUGUUAUUUAUACAGGUUAGUGGGUUCAUUAUAUUUCGAGCCAGCCCAAGAGACGUGGUGCUUUACUAAGCCUGCUGAUCUGAGAGAAGCACGAGUGCAUUAUUUACUACCGAUUUGUACAUUAAUAUUAAUUAAAAUUAAAACAAUAUAACAGAAUUUAAUUAUUAUUUAAUUUUUAAAAUAUUACAUUAAAUGUAUUUUUUUUC